AUGUCUGGUCACACGUCGAGAGCUAUUCAGCCGAGCAGCACGGUGCUGUUGCUGGGCCUUGUUAAUUUUCAUCUUCUUUACUUGGCCCAACAAGCCGACGAUGCUUUCUUUCGGGAGAAUCCAGGAGCUGCGCUCCAGAGCUUUGAAAUUCUCGAAAAUGAGAUCUCAGCCUUCUCACAGUGGACGACACUUGACAAACAUCCUCUGACUUGUCACUCGCACAAUGCCCGUGGCCGCCGCAUCUCAUUAAAGUCCGCGCUUGAUUCAGGCUGCCUGAGCAUUGAAAUGAACCUUUUUCCUGCUGGAAAUGAACUCUUGAUUGGGCCCAAUCCUGAGAUGCUGUCACGAGCCAUCACCCUUCGUGGUCUCUACAUUGAUCCUCUGUUGAAGAUAAUCCGAGAACACAACGCCGAGGUGAAAUCUGCGCGAUUUGCCCCCAAAGGACUCGAAGAUGAGCUUGUUGGAGUUUUCGAUAAAGACCCUUCACAGUCCCUUGUGCUCCUGCUGAACUUCGAAGCUGACCCGGAGCGUGCGUGGUCUUUACUUCUCCCGCACCUUGAACCUCUUCGAGAAGCUGGCUUUCUCACAUAUUUUAAUGGGUCAGCGGUAGUGCAAGGCCCUCUCACGAUCGUUGCUACCGGCAAGGUGCCAUUCCCGCGCAUCUUAGAGCGAAGCACCUUCAGGGACGUUUUCUACGAUGCUCCCCUGUUGGAGCUUUCUUCUUUUUCCGCGGAAAACCCGCCUCAAAACUUCGAUUACAGCAAUCAAAACAGUUACUAUGCGUCUGCUAGCUUCCACGCAGCUCUGGGGCAAAUUGAUCACAAUGGGCUUUCGAAAGAUCAGCUCUCCAACCUUUGUCAGCAGGUGAAGGCCGCCCAUGCACUUGGCCUUAAAAUUAGAUAUUCGAUAACCCCAAACUGGCCUCGGGAGUUGCGAGAUUAUGUAUGGCGUAUACUUCUUCGUGAAGGUGUAGAUACGAUCACAUACAAUACAUGA
Penicillium maclennaniae is the source of this 996-nucleotide messenger RNA. RefSeq lists its product as uncharacterized. Gene Ontology annotation, biological process: lipid metabolic process. The coding region runs from base 1 to 996 and encodes 331 amino acids. Gene Ontology annotation, molecular function: phosphoric diester hydrolase activity. The record is from RefSeq and is a predicted model, not a curated record. Lineage: Eukaryota; Fungi; Ascomycota; Eurotiomycetes; Eurotiales; Aspergillaceae. The transcript is spliced from 2 exons.